This is a messenger RNA of Pocillopora meandrina, 7610 nucleotides long. The record is from the annotation of a GenBank genome assembly. NCBI's taxonomy places the organism in Eukaryota, Metazoa, Cnidaria, Anthozoa, Scleractinia, Pocilloporidae.
GGUAUCUUUUGUGACUGAAUUUGCGAAGCCAACUGUCGACUCGAUGUGUGGUAUCAAGUGUAUAAAGACCCUCCUUUUUGCCUUCAAUUUUAUAUUUUGGGUAGGUAUAAAUAAUUUUGAGUUAGUAUGCGUCUCCUUGAGUUUCGCUGUACAGCUGAAAUUCGCCACAGCGUUUCACUAGCGUUACUGGAACGAUCCUAGGGUCUGGUUGUAAACAGUCUGUUUUAGUUUCUCGUCUGUCUUAAUCUGUUCUUAUUGAGAGAUUUUUACUCGCUAUUCAAAUGUGGGAAAACUUUCUCAAUAUCACUCUGAACUGAGACAAAAAUAUAGCUAAGUAAUUCCUCAGAGACUGUAUUGAGAGUCGUGCUAAUGAACCAUGUGAUUCUAUGAUGAUUGUGGAAAUAUUUUUGACAUUGCGGUAUUUUUUUGCUGGUCUUUUCCCGCAAUUUCAAAACGGAAGGUAAAAUCUCUUUAUUUACCCGAAUAAAUAUUCCAGCCCUGCCUAAUGCAUGUAAUUGGCAGCAAGAAGCAAGUGUUUUGUUCGCCGUGACAAUGUGACUCACACCAAACUUAAAUAUGGUCGACAUGCAUAUUUAUUAAUUGGCGCUGAAAUAUUAAAUUCGCCUAUUGACAACUGAAAAGGUUUAACGUUGGACAGGCGGAAGUCGGUCUGAUGUUUUCAGGAGCACAGGCAAACGACAAGGUCGAGAAAUCAUCUUUAAGAUUCUUUUUGUUUUAAGUUAUUGAAAUGGCGAAUAACAGACGAGCUAUAACAAUAUUCUCGUGCUGCGGCCAGUGAUAUUGUCCUACACAUCGUACUCUGGUGACCGCAAAAUGGGUCAGUAUUCACUUACUGUCAUCUGCUCAGCGGUAUAUAAAAAAAGAAUGCAUUUCAACGAUAUUUGUGCUAGAGUUUUGCCCAUAACUUUGAUAUUGAAUGAGAGAGAACUUUGCGUACUCUAUGGAGUUUUCUAAUCCUUUUGCUUCGCUAAUAGGAUUUGUUGUUGCGAUGUUAAUGAAAAUUGGCAGUAAUUAUCGGACGUCUGUCAUUCAAUUAAAAAUCAGGCGCACAAAAGAGUGCGUGAAAUAACGUGUGCUAUUUACGAUAUCAUAUCAAUAUCAUCUAUUACGUCUUCCAUUCGUGACCUUUCGCCAAUUGACGGCUGAUGCUAAGAAGUUGUUAAGAGACUCUUCACAGGCCUCUAUUUUUGAUUGAAUCACAUGCGUCAGUAAACUUCGAAUUAGAAAGUUCCACCAAAAGAUGAAUGUUAGAAACGCUCUCCAUGCUUGUACCAAGUUCGUUUUUACAAUGUUUCCUUGGAUGAACCGAAAAUUCUUGAUACGUUCAAAUCAAUUCAGGGCCUGGGGGAGAGUGAUAGGUCCUGGAGGCAACGCACGCGAACAUGAGUAAAGAGUCACGCAAGGAAACAUGCACUCCUAUCGCGCUUGUUCGUUGCGUGUUUCUGCCUGUCAAUUAACUUUUUGGAUACAACAUUUUAACCGACAAAUUUUACACCACAGUACCCCGUAAAUUAUAUUUUUUCUUUCCAAAGGGGUGCGCGCGGGAGUAUUUGUAUCUUAAAACUCCGUCUGUAACGCUCUUGAUAAAAUCUUUGAUCAUAUUUUCAUUCUUCGUUUUCGCAGCUUGCCGGCGCGGCGGUCUUAGGAAUAGGAAUAUGGUACGAGAUUGACCCAGGGCAGUUUAACGCCUUUCUUGGGAAUAGUGGCUACCGGCUUCCCUCCAUAAUCUUAAUGGCGACUGGUGGAUUUGUGAUGUUCGUCGGUUUCCUUGGAUGCUGCGGGGCCAUAAAGGAAAGUCGAUGUCUCCUGGGUUUGGUAUGUUGUUGUUGUUGUUGGUUGUUGGUUGGUACUGAAGCUUGAACUUAGCUGACUUUCAUCUUGAGUGUGGUGCAGUGGCCUGGCGGCCAGUGCGCUAAGCUCCGCAUAAAGAGGUCUGGAAUCGAGCCCCGGCCUGGUCAUAUAUGUUGUUUUCGUGGACAAGACACCCAUAAAUUAUUUGUGGCUUCUCUUGGUAAAGAGUGUAAAUGGGUACUAACAACCUUUUAGGGAAAGAAUAGCCGCGUUGAAAGGCAUUCCUAUGGAGUUUCGUAAUAAAAAAGUCAAUCAGAGGAGAGGAGCAUAUUAGAGAGUUAAUGAGGACUCUAAGUAAAAACAAGCAGACAGCUUGGAGCGCAUAAAAAUGCAAGCAACCAAGCUGCAAUAGGUUUUAGUCAAGAAUCAGAUUUGUUGAGAAAGUGACGCGAGUUUUCUGGAAUAAUAUCACAGCGAAGUAAAGCAAAAUCAGAGAAAUCCCGUAUUACUUUUGACGCUCAACUGAAAAUUGCUCCAGUUACCUCCGAUCAAUCAGUAUUCAGGGGAGGAGCUUAUCCAGUACUCCAUGUUCAUUUAUGUCAUGGAAAACGGGAUAAGCUGAGGUAGUGAUGAGCUGUUGGGUUUGUUAUGCAUAGUUAACCUUUAGCCUUUUAUAUGUUUCUCUGUUUUUUCAGUUCUUUGGCUGCUUAUUUUUGAUAUUUGCUGCUGAGGCUGUGGCGGGAAUUCUUGGUUUCCUUUAUCGCGACAGGGUAGGUCUGACUUUCUAUAACUUUUCUUUAGUAUUUUCACACAUUUCCGAUUUCUUAAGCUUUGGGUAUGUGAAUUCAUAUUAUUAAAGACGUAAAAAUAAUUUAUUUGUUAAAAAAACUAAUGAGACCAAACGUUGUAUUAAACCGAAUCCAGUCAGUUAUCAAUUGAAAUGAAAAUUUAAACUUCGGAAAAUACCAGGCACGAGCGUCGGAACAGCGCACGUGGAAAGUCAAGUGAGAGGUCUUAAUUAGGAUCACCGACAACUGCUCAUUCCUCCCCGUUUAUGUUUGCUCUCGGAUGGGCUUCUAUAACUUGUGUUUCCUCAACCACUGCGCAAGUAUUGUAGUUUCCCAAUCCCCCUCGAACGCUGUGAAAAUGAAUUUUACGAGGUGCCUGCAGAGAGAGAAAGGUCUCAGAAAUUCGACUUGGUGACCAAUGCGUUUGACAUAUCAACUUCCAUUCUGGAGGAAAGGGAGUAAAAUGUUUCUUAAACUUAUAAUCAAACAACUUCUUCGUUUUUCUUUCAAAAGGUUGAAACUGAGGUGGAAAACAGACUUAAAGAAGAAAUAAAGACAAAUUAUGGGGUGAAAAUCGAUUCAACCACUAAUCAAAACGUGGAUAAUUUACAAAUUCGUGUAAGCAGAUCAUUUUUUUUAUUUCUUUAGACAUAAAACACAAUUUCCCAUUAAUAUAAGGUAAGAAGCUUUAUGUUUAGAAGUGACUGUAACUUUGUUACCAUCAAAGAAGGGUGGGGACGAGUUUCAAGCACUCUCAUUAUUCCCUUGUCUGCUAAACCUCCUUCGUAACAAAGAGAGGCUUACAACUAAGCCCAGCCUCUAUCUCCCUCUUAACAAAGAGGGGCUUACAAAUUAGCCCAGCCUCUAUCUCCCUCUUUACAAAGAGGGGCUUACCAACAAGCCUAGCCUCCCUCUUCACCAAGAGGGGCUUACAAACAAGCCCAGCUUCUCCCUCCCUCUUUAAAAGAUGAGCUUACAAACAAGCCCAGCCUCCUCCUCCCUCUUUACAAAAAGGGUCUUGCAAACAAGCCCAGCCUCUCCCUCCCUCUUUAAAAGAUGAGCUUACAAACAAGCCCAGCCUCCUCCUCCCUCUUUACAAAAAGGGUCUUGCAAACAAGCCCAGCCUCUCCCUCCCUCUUUAAAAGAUGAGCUUACAAACAAGCCCAGCUUCCCCCUCUCUCUUUACAAAAAGGGUCUUACAAACAAGCCCAACCUCUCCCUCCCCCUUUAAAAGAUGAGCUUACAAACAAGCCCAGCCUCCCCCUCUCUCUUUACAAAAAGGGUCUUACAAACAAGCUCAACCUCUCCCUCCCCCUUUAAAAGAUGAGCUUACAAAAAAGCCCAGCCUCCCCCUCUCUCUUUACAAAAAGGGUCUUAUAAACAAGCCCAACCUCUCCCUCCCCCUUUAAAAGAUGAGCUUACAAACAAGCCCAACCUCCCCCUCUCUCUUUACAAAAAGGGUCUUACAAACAAGCCCAGCCUCUCCCUCCCUAUUUAAGAGAAGAGCUUACAAACAAGCUCAGCCUCCCCCUCUCUUUCAGCUAACCUUUUGCACAGAAUCGUUCAGUCAGAGUUUUAUACAUCAAACUGAUUGUUUUCCUCAGAAGGUACAUAGGUUUUCCUUGAGGAAGUAAAACAAUACUUACUAUACUAUUCUUCGUCGUCUAAUCUCUGAAGCUCGAAUGCUGUGGCGCAAGUAAUUACACGGACUGGGACGAAAGUAAAUGGAAAGAAGUCAAUAAGGACAAUAAAGUACCGCUGAGUUGCUGUAAGAAGGACGAAAACACAAGAACUUGCAACAAGGUUUCGAAUUUUGAUAAAAACAAAAUUCAUACGAAGGUAAUGUUUUUAAUAUUUGCGGUUCCUUAGACGAGCAGUAAGCUCCAGAAACCAUAAAACUUUUAUCUUCGUCUUUAAAAAGGGUUUAGGGACCAAUCAUUAUUUACCGCCAGAAGGGUUGGGAGGACUUAGGUCGUGUCACAGUAAAAUUUACCUUUUCCUCCUCCAAGGCGUGGUAGUCUUCUAAUAAUUCCCCAUUAUUAGCAGUCAGUUUCCUAGAGUGCCCCGUCUAUACUCUGGUAGUGGCGACUGAUCCUUCCUCCGCCUCCUCCCUGCAAACCAUGCGUCCUCCCCCCUACCAGGUGAUAAAGAAUGAUUGGUCCAUUGACAGCGUUUUGACAUUCUGAAGAGUAUAAUCUAACCUCUACAAGUUUAUCCUCCAAUCUGCCAUUAUUUUCAAUAUUCAUCGGUAACUUUCAUCCUUUUUUUUACAUCUGCCUGGCGAUCCGUUUGAACGACUAAGAGUCGCAAAACAAGGCAUUUGUGACUCAAAUAAUGAUGUUUUCUUCGAGAACCAGAGCAGCACGGCUUAUUGUGAACCGCUUGAUGAUGCGAUUCCAUCGUUACUUAGGUGUGCGGCCAGGUUACUAAAUUGUUUUCAAUAUGGCGGCGUUAGUGGACGGGCAGUUUUUGAACGGUUAGUUUACCCCUGAAAAUCAAGUAACGCAGUGAGAAGUUAACUCACGUAUACAUAGUUUUCCUUAUGGAUAUAAAGAUUUUAUGGUUUCUGCACCAUAAAUCUCCCGUAUACCUGUCUCGCUCUCUCUCAUCGUAAUCAAUGACCCUUUUAGAAAUCCGGCACUAAUCAACUCUUAUCAACUAAUACGGCCAUACGGUGUGAAUUCAUACUUUAAAAGUGCGGCUUCCCGGCAACACUCCCUCUCAUGCCUGGUCUGAAACCCAGACAACCCUCAGCCAAGUAUCACACAAGUAAUGCGCCGAUCAAUUCAAAUUGAUCGAUGCAUAACUAAGUGACUCCUACGCGCAAUCGCCCGCUUUCUAACACUCUUGUCUUCAAAUUCUUUCCAGGGUUGUCUUCAGUCGCUAACAGAUUUUGUCGAUAAACAUCUGUUCGUCCUCGGUAUUGUAGCAGUAUCCAUUGCCGGAAUCCAGGUUUGUAGAUGUUCCUUCCACAGUAACCCAGUUUCUUAUUGCGCCCACCGUAGGCAAAAAUCUGUAGGCGUUUCUUCGUGCUGGUUACUCGUGUAACGGCUCAAGGGCGUAACUUAGGUAUCACGGAAGGAAAAAAAGGAAAACGAAAGAUUUAUCAACUUCUGAAAAUAUAUUUUGGUAUCGUUUUAACUCAGGAGUUAUAGAGCAAAAAUUGAUUUGAUGGUUGCACGAAAGGCGCGAGAUUGAUGAUCGCGAGAAAAUAUAUCAUAACGAAAAAGUAAUGAUCAUAUUAUGAGAGAAAAAAAAGCGAAUGAAAAGUGAAAUACUCAGCAUCAAGCCUUUACGUACAACUACUGAAGGAGUUCAGUCAGUGUGAACAAGAGCUCAGAUAUGUUUUCACGAGAUGUUUCUUUUUGUUUUCAGUUACUUGGAAUGAUUUUUGCCUGCUGCCUCUUCUGUUCUAUUGAUGUAUGAAGGAAAGAGGACGUAAAUCAAUUGAUAUGGGAAUCAUUUAACUAUACAGCUAGUAGUUUAACUGCCUUUUAUUUAAUCUAAUUCUUUGGAAGAAAAAUAAUUGAAGCCAAAGAUAUCAACUCAGCCCAGACAUCAAUUUUUAUCGAGGAAAACUUGGUUGAAUUGAUUAAGAAUUUUCUUCCUUGAAGUUGCUAUCAGGAAAUUGAAUGCUUUCGAGAGCUCUUAGAGUUCUUGUUUUAGAGCGUAUUUUAAUUAAGUCUCGUAAAACAAAAAAAUAAAAAGAAAUCAAUGGGAAAUCAAAACAAUGGAAGACGUUAGAUAAAAUGAAAACAAAUUCGAGAUGAAAAUCGACAAUCUUGAUUGAAGUGUGGAGAAACGCGGCUGAUCAAGUCACUAUUGUCCGGAUUUUUCCAUCUGAUUGAUUGAGAGAGUGGCAUGAGUUUUGUAGAUUAAACAGAUUAAGUUAAAACCAUUGUAAUCCAUGCCGACUGCUUCAGGCACUGAAGCACUGAGAAGAACCAAGGAGCUUAAUGCCUUAAGUCGUUGCUCUGGUGUUCUAUUUGUUUGUUUGGGGUCCGCCUAGAAUAUGACGACGCUAUAUUGAAUUUCAAAGUGCGAACGAACGGGAAAAGUAGGAUGCGGACGUGGGACGCCAUGGAAGAUUGCUACCUCGUUCCCAGGACUUCUCUUAUUUACCGCACAAAAGAGAUCCUGUAUAGUGUGAGAUCCUUCAUCGAUUGCUUUUAUGCAUGAUGACGUCAUUUACUGAAAUUCACCGCCAAGCCUCGUUAACUGUGAAGUUUUCGUAAAUCUUUGCCACUUUCUUGUUGUUUCCGUAUGGGUGUUCUCAUGAUUUCAGUUUUUGGGUUACUUUCUUGUGAAAAUUCAUCACUUCCUUCCUUGAAAGCGAGGUUUGGGGUGGAAAAAGGUAUUUCGAAGUAAAAAUGUAUAAGGCUUGUCUUGGAUAAGUUAUUAGUGUAUUUGUCUUUAAUGAGGCGCUUUUCGAUUGAGUGUCGUUGAACAAAAACCAAAGUAAUCACGCGGCCAAUGAGAUUUAAUGAAGAUAUUACGUGGGCUCGAUAUCCAUUGUUUUCUCGCGUCCAGUCUUCGGUCCUCCCGAGGAGGAGCGCGGGUUCACUCUCCAAGCAGCGGCUGGUAAUCGCGUUAAAUGUCUCAAGGAGUAAACAAAAACUCAAAGUAAAAUCACUUAGCUGGCCGCAAGCGCUGGAAAACGCAAAUUAUCACGUCUCGAUUGGUUGCAGUCUUGCAUGUGAUUUGUUAAGUAAAAGACGAGGGUUUUUUAACCAAUCACAAGGCAUGGUCGAAUAAGCUCAAAGUAAUGACACUAUCGACACUUGAUCGAGAACCGCUUCAACUUUGGAUAGUUUUAAUAGUUAGAGCAGACAGGAUUGAUAAUAGAUACAAUAUAACUAUCCCUAAAACGCGUAAAGCUGGGUCAAACCAUAAAAAUGUACACAUCAUAUCAAAAUAAGGACAUAUAAUCAGCAAAUAAUGUGAAAAACAAAAAUAUAUAUUGGGCAUAUAGGUUCAGUGAAAGGGAUAUAAAGAUAAAGGCACUGAGAC